UUUAAGAGUUAACAGCUGUUCACAUUGAGGCUAGUACAGAAACACCGAACACUCGCAUGGAUAUUUUUCUCUUGCGGUGUUCAUUAUAACGCGCGCGCGCGCGUGUGUGUGUUGGCAGGAGGUGCAUCCGGUGCACCGGGAGGCAGUUCCUGAUCCCGCGUGAGCAAUUGGCUGCAAGUGAACUUUGCGACGCGUGUUUGUCCAAGCGCUUCGGUCACGCACGCCACGCACUUGAGAUGUCUCGUGCACAUAGGAAUAACUGGUACGCUCGCGACCUCACUAAUCACGGACGAGGUUGAAGAUUCAAGAGAUCAUCCGUACACGCAAACGCACGUUGUCAAACAGGUCGGGACGCGUCAGGUACUGCCAGAGAGCGAGGGAAAUUCACGGUAACCGGAGAGAUGACGGAGAAACGGAUGUCGCGGUGGUAUUUCGGUGGCCUCGCGUCAUGCGGAGCCGCCUGCUGCACGCACCCGCUGGACCUGGUCAAGGUGCACCUGCAGACGCAGCAGGAAGUGAAGAUGAGGAUGGUUGGCAUGGCGAUGCACGUGGUCAAGAACGACGGCGUGUUGGCGCUUUACAACGGCCUCAGUGCCUCCCUCUGCAGACAGAUGUCGUAUUCUCUCACUCGGUUCGCCAUCUAUGAAACAGUCAGAGAUAUGAUGGGCAGUGGCGGUCAGGGGCCGAUGCCUUUCUAUCAGAAAGUUUUGCUGGGAGCGUUUGGAGGGUUCACGGGGGGUUUCAUCGGGACUCCUGCAGAUAUGGUUAAUGUCCGGAUGCAGAACGAUGUGAAACUGCCUCCAGAGCAGCGGAGAAACUAUAAACACGCGCUGGAUGGACUCUUCAGAGUCUGGAGGGAGGAGGGCACGAGGAAGUUGUUCUCAGGAGCCACUAUGGCGUCUAGCAGAGGAGCUCUGGUCACUGUUGGACAGUUGGCAUGUUAUGACCAGGCGAAGCAGCUGGUGUUGGGAACUGGACUCAUGGGAGAUAACAUUCUCACCCACUUCCUGUCCAGCUUCAUUGCUGGAGGUUGUGCAACAUUCCUCUGUCAGCCGCUGGAUGUGUUAAAGACGCGCUUAAUGAACUCUAAAGGAGAAUACAGAGGUGUGAUGCACUGCCUGACUGAAACUGCCAAACUUGGACCACUGGCCUUUUACAAGGGUUUAGUUCCGGCUGGGAUCCGAUUGAUUCCUCACACAAUCCUGACGUUUGUCUUCCUGGAGCAGCUGAAGAAAUACUUUGGCAUCAGAGUGAUCAGCUAAACUUGGACCUCUUGACCUUCUCCUGUUGGCCACCUACUCUUGAGUACAAUGACAACAACAACAUACCUGGACACCCUCUGUGUUUCAUUUUCACACACUACACAGUGACAAAGCCAUCUCUCUUACCACACACACACACACACACACACACACACACACACGUUUACAUGGUUAUCUAUAUGAGGACAUAUACUUCUAUUGUUUUAAUACAAAUCCAAAACAGCUGGCGUGACUCUAGGAAUAUUUCCAUAGCAUGCACCUGUAAAGGAGGAGGUGACAUCCAUCCAGCAGAGAGGAGCGCUGGAGCUAUGAAGAAGUAAUCGUGGGACAAUAGGACUUACUAAACUGUAUCUACUAAUAUCUAUCGAUGGCCUUACGCUCAUCUUUUCACGACAUUAGAUAAUAGACGAUUUUUAGAUUAUAAAUGAAUGUAUGUUGAUAAAAAAAAAAAAACCUGUUCUCAGAUCAUUCUAUUACAAUGUGACAAGAGGUUUAAAACAAUAGUCCACCCAAUAAUAAUGAAACCGCUGCAACCAUUUACUCACCCUCAUGUCAUUCCAAAUCUGAAUGACUGACUUCUGUGGAAAAUAUAAAGAAAUGUUAGCUGAAUGUUCAUGCUGCUUUUUCUCAUACAAUGAAAUUGAAUUCAGCUCCAAUAAAUAAAAAUAAUUGUCCGAAGUACGUGCACAUGUGAGAAACAGACCAAGUCGUUAAUCACCAAAAAUCCUCCUCUAAUUCAUAUUUGCAUUUCUGCAGAGAUUCAUCAAAAUAUUUUAUCUUUAUCAAAUAUUUAAUUUAGUAAAUGGCAGAAUUUUUGUUUUUUUUUGGGUGAACUAUUCAUUUAUAUGGUCGUCACGAAGCUUGUCAAUUUAGAUUUUUUUUUUUUUUUUUUCUGGCAGUUUUUAUUAAGUAUGUUUCAUGGUAGUCAACUGGUAGGUAGCUGAGCAGUGUGUAAACCUCACUCCCCUGGCCUCAAGAUGCGCACUAGUGACUGACGCUAGAGGCUGUAGCCUUAAGCCUCCUCGUUAGCGUGCUUGAAUCCCAUGCCGGAGACCCCGGUUCGAAUCCCGCUUGGAGUGGGUCGAGUAGGACCGGUUACAUAUGGUUCAAUCUGUAUGUACUGUGUUCAAAUUUAAUAAUGGUACAUUUUCAUAAUUAUGUGUUUUCAAAAAUCUGUAUUUGACAGUUUAUACAUCUCUUGUUGGGUUAAAACGAGGGUGAAAGACAACAUUUAAAAGGACAGCAUUUAUAAACAAAAAUGUGCCGCAUCAAAGAGGAAAAGAAAAUAGGAAACAAGUAACUGCAUGUAAAUGAUGUCCAGGGCUAAAUAUUUGGACACUGAUGGAGAGCAAGUGGUGUGUUAGCUAUGUGACUGAUUUCUAAAAUAAUUUUAUUUCUGUUUAUUAUAUUUCUGCUGGGAAACUUGUGAACCUGCCUCAUCUGUUACUGUAAUUCCAACAAAUGUGCAUGUAGUUGUUUCAGUAACAAGGUGACAAAGUUUAGUGAAUUAAUUUGCACUAAUUACUUAAAGUAACUCAUGGUCCUGUAUAACUGGCCUCAAUUUAGUUUUGUACUUAAAUUAUGCAUGUGAUUAAAUAUUCAAAAUAUAGCUAACUUUAGAUUAACUUGGUAAAUUACCAUAUUGGUAUAUUCCAGUUGGGCACACGUAAAACAGCGGCUGUUUGAGGGUUUUACACUUUAAACUUGAAUUAUUAUUUUGUCACUGGAGAUGAAAUGCCUUAUCUAAUGCUGUUUAGCAGAGGGUGCGGUGUCAUGCAAAUGUGUGUCAGUGAGUGAAUGAAGGUGACCUGCUUGUAUGCUAGUGAAUUUGUUUAUCUGGGUACAAAAACAAAAUUGUCUACAAAUGUAUUUGUAAUGCAGUUUUUUUUUUUUUAUUUUAUUUUUUUUUUUUUUUUUUUUAAUAUAUAUAUAGAAUUUGCUGCUCCUGCCAUCUCAAAACUAAAAAUUUAAAUAUGCAAACUGAAAGAAAGCUGGAACUGGUCUGAACUGCAAUCUCUGCUGUCACAUACAAAAUGUAAUUUGUUUAAAAUAAAAUGUAUGGAAAUAAAAGUACUAACAUAAAAAAAAUAAAAUAAAAACAUC
Myxocyprinus asiaticus (Chinese sucker) is the source of this 3365-nucleotide messenger RNA. RefSeq names its product mitochondrial dicarboxylate carrier-like. Gene Ontology annotation, molecular function: thiosulfate transmembrane transporter activity; succinate transmembrane transporter activity; malate transmembrane transporter activity. The transcript has 11 exons. Gene Ontology annotation, biological process: malate transmembrane transport; oxaloacetate transport; succinate transmembrane transport. Gene Ontology annotation, cellular component: mitochondrial membrane. Bases 402 to 1262 code for a protein of 286 amino acids. The record is from RefSeq and is a predicted model, not a curated record. NCBI's taxonomy places the organism in Eukaryota, Metazoa, Chordata, Actinopteri, Cypriniformes, Catostomidae.